Clonostachys byssicola is the source of this 2226-nucleotide messenger RNA. The record is from the annotation of a GenBank genome assembly. Lineage: Eukaryota; Fungi; Ascomycota; Sordariomycetes; Hypocreales; Bionectriaceae.
AUGGGCAUCGUCGAACUCCCCUCGGCAACGGCCAGGCAGCUCGGUGCGUCAUUGGACAUUGUGGACCCGUCGGCACUAACAAAAGAGCUCCUGGAAAACUCAAUUGAUGCGGGUGCGACGCAUAUCAGUAUCCUAAUCUCGCCCAAUACGGUCGACAAGAUACUCGUCCGUGACAAUGGCUCUGGGAUCCUGCCAGCUGAUUUCGAUGCGCUUGGUCGGAGAUCUCACACGAGCAAGUUGAACACAAUCGAUGAUCUCCGAAAGCGUGGGAUAAAGACCUUGGGUUUCAGGGGACAAGCUCUCGCAAGCGCUAACUCUAUCGCUGCUCUUACAAUCACGACACGAGUGUGUGGUGAUGCUGUGGCUUCCCAGCUCCGUUUGAAACCUGGCGUCGGCGGGGUGGAGGGGAGGGGUGUCACGCCGGCACCAGUGGGAACCACGGUCAAGGCUGAAUUUCUGUUUGAGAAAAUGCCAAUCAGGAAACGUUAUGCCAUCAAGGAGAGCCAGAAGACGCUGUUGAAGAUCAAGGAGUUACUUCGAGCUUACGCCCUAGCUCGGCCAGAUAUCAAAUUAUCUUUUAAAGUCCUCAACGACUCGAAGAAUGGAUGGGACUAUGCUCCAUCCCGUACAACCACGCUGCAAGAUGCGGCGUUGCAGAUAUUUGGGAGGGACUUACUGAACCAGUGCACCUAUGUUGAGAGGACGCGGGACUUCCCCAACGUGGAAGACGAACUCAAUGUCGACGAGGGUGUUGUGAUGGGCUUGCAGGCCUUAUUACCAAAGCCAGGACCCGACCUUACACAAGCUAAAACUAAGGGGAGGUUCUUUUCAGUCAAUUCGAGGCCAAUCGCAUCCAAUCGCGGGAUAUCUUUGAGAUUCAUCUCUACCGUCAAGACCUUUCUCUCGGAAGCUAGCGGCGACCACGCCGCCACAAGCCGUGUUUCGAUUCCAUUCAUCCAACUAAACAUCCAAUGUGACCCAAAUCGUUAUGAUGUGAAUAUAACACCUCUUAAAGACGAACUACUCUUUGAAGAGGAAGAAAAGAUUAUGAGAUGUUUCGAGGCCCUCUGUCGUACAACUUAUCAGCAGUCAGCUCAGGAGGCGCGUCAGCCGGAGGAUAAAUCAAGACAAGGUGUUGAUUUCUCUGCAAUGCUUCAAGGUGUCGGCAAGCAUCCUACGCCGGAAUCUUCGCCCCUUGGAAAGGAUACUAGCCUCUCUAUAGACAACAAGAUGAAUGGGCAGAACGAGAGCUUGAAAAUUGGGGAAUCUCUACCUCACAAGGAGGCAAGCAACUCCGAUGUUCAAGAGGGGACAGGCGAAUCCUCUUCAUAUACCCCAAUGCGAACAGGGUUUGGAGUUAAUCUUGAUCGUACGCAUAGCAAUGGUACUGAUAAGGUCAGCAGCAGUGAUGAAGUCAUGAUCCAGAUUCCCCUGAGGCCAUUGCUGCCAAACAAAUGCGUGUCGACAAAGGGAAAGCCGAAGGCCUCCACGUCCCUACCUGGCCAAGCACUUUCCAUGGGAGAUAUCCAUCGAUAUUUCAAGCCCACAAAUCAGCUUGAUUUUGAGAUUGCUACUGACGAUACUGCAACUGAAACAAACCAAUCAACCGCUCCGCCAUCCCCACAGCCUAUGUCUUCGGAACGAAUUGGACAUCGCCGGCUGCCCUUGCAACCAGUCCCAGAGGGAAGGUUGAAUAUUCUUAACAAUGACAACGGGGACAACUUGAGGCUUGAUCAUGACAACGAGGCUCAUUCGCCCCCUAUAUUGAGCCCGAUUGCUGGCCGAAGAAUGGGAUCUCGUCAACGCUUGAAUCCGAUGAGACAUAUCGAGGCAGUGAUCACAGUUCCAGUCCGAGACAAGGUCGCCGAUUGGCCCCCAGAGUUAGAGGAAGUCCUCCAGCUACCCGGAGGCGAAGACUGCAUCCAGAUGAGACUCCCGGAACAAUUACAUCGACCAGGGAGCAACGUGAAACGGGUUCAGGCAUGCCUGGAUCAAGAAGGAUCUUACCUCUUCCUGAAUCGGCAGAUAACAAUUUGGAUCAUAGCAUUGGAGCUUCUCCUAGCCUUUCUGUUUACGAUACUAGCGCCCCUGGGCCCUCCGCCUCUCACCCAUACUACCUUUCAGCUUCAAAUCAGCAUCAAGCAGUCGAAGAGGAGCCAGGCAAGCUGCUACCAAGCAUUGAAGCCCCAUUGGAAAGGCCUAGUUCAACAAUGCCAAGACAGGUGA